AUGCCGCUUUGCAGGCUCAAGCACUGGACAGAGACGAAUCCGACGGUCGGCACCGCAAGCGUGCCGGUUGUGGAGGCUGCGAAGGAUAUGGGGGAGGACCACCACCUGACAAUCCACACCCCACAUGUUGCGGUGGCCGAGCCAGCAUCAGCCGUGCCAGGCGAGUCUGCGAAAGCCGUGCUCAUUGCCACCUGCAUUUUGGUUGAUGCCAUGGCUCCCCUCCUGCAGGAGCAGGCCUCCAAAAGCUUUCCCGGCUACUUCAUGGUGCUCGCCGAGACCGUGACGUACUUUUUUGGUGGCCUGUCCUUGGCCAUCAUGCGCGAAGGCCUCACGGGCAUGAGGAGAUGUCUCAGACCAUGGAGGUAUCUCUCCUUUAUGCCGGCCUCCCUGGCUUUUAGCUGGGCGGGCUUUAUGACCUACCCGGCCAUCAAAGGAUUCGGGGCGAGUCAGUUUUACCUUCUGGCGCAGCUUCGCGUUGCCAUCAUUGCAGUUUUCAUGAGAAUAGCCAGCCAGAUACAGCAGCCGGUUUCUGUGUGGAUUUCCUUGCUGCAGCUUGUGCUUGGCAUGGUCGUCUUGGUUUGGUACAAGGCUGGAGCUGUCGCGGGGGAGGUGGGAUGCCACUUCCUCCCGCAUGAGGCUCUGAAAGCUGGCGCCGAAAGCGCCGACAGUCAAGGUCCGCCCAUAGAGGAAGCGCAGGCGGAGACCGACCACAUGACCUUCGUGAUCAGUUUUGCCGCGAUGAUCGGUGUCAUCGUAACUUCUGCUUUCGGGACGCUUUACCUCGAACGGCAGCUCAAGUCGUCUAAGAAGGACCCCUUGUUCAUUCAGCUACAUCAGCUCAAUGCCGUGGGGUUAACAGGUGCGGUUUUGGUCGCCAUGCAAUCGAUGCACAAGGCCCCAAACGCGGAGGAGGAGCUCUCCGGUGCCGCAGGGCUGCCGGAAUUGGAGGACAUAUCCCGUGCUGCAAGUCUCCUUCCGAUCAGGGUUGUCCUGAGCGUUGGCUGCGUCGUGGCCCGCGGCGUCCUGAAUGGCAGUGUCUUGAAACAGCUGGAUGCUCUCACGAAGGGCCUGAUCGACGUGACUGCAAUCGUCCUGUGCACGCUGAUUCAAGUCCUGGCACAAGGCCGGAAGACGGACGCCACGGCUAUGGGCCUGCAGAUGAUGAUGCUGCUCAGUGUUCUCGGAUUUGUCACGGGGAGGCAGUCUUCUGCCGCAGCCGCUGCCACGCGCCGGGAGGAGGCCAAUUCGCUGCCUCUGUGGCCCAAGCCGCGGCUUUGGCCUUGGGAGAUGCGGGUCCAGCCAAUUCCCAAAGCACUCUGA
This is a messenger RNA of Symbiodinium sp. CCMP2592, 1320 nucleotides long. The record is from the annotation of a GenBank genome assembly. Lineage: Eukaryota; Dinophyceae; Suessiales; Symbiodiniaceae.